This is a messenger RNA of Rotaria socialis, 1389 nucleotides long. The record is from the annotation of a GenBank genome assembly. Lineage: Eukaryota; Metazoa; Rotifera; Eurotatoria; Philodinida; Philodinidae.
AUGAAAGAAUUCACAGUAAUAUUAUAUGCUGGUGGAAAUAAUCGUCUAUCGACAGAUUUAUCUCUUCCCAAAUCACUUUUACCUGUUGGAAAUCGUCCAUUAAUAUGGUACAAUCUUCAACUAAUUCAAUCACAUCCGGCGCUUGCAUCAUCAGUAUUGCUUAUUUUAACAUCUAGUCAAUCUCGACAAGUUCUUGAUGAUUAUCUGUCAACAUUGAAUAUAACCUAUGAAUUAAUUGUUUAUAGACAACAUCAUGAAUCAACCAGUGACGAUCAACAACAAGCACAAGAUGAAUUAGGAACAUUAGAUAUACUUCGUUCAUGUUAUUCGCGUAUUCGAACUGAAUCAAUAUGUCUUUUUACUUGUGAUCUGUAUGGAAAAGUUAAUCUUACGCCAUUAAUUAAUAUGUUUCGUGUAAGAGAUGCAUCAUUAUGUAUGCUGUUACUUAAAACAACAACAUCAUCAACCACUGGAAAAGAAUCACUAGUACAACCCGGACAAAAAAUAAAAUAUACUGCAGAACCUGAAUUCUACACUGUUGAUCAAUCAACAAAUAGUGUAACAUCAAUUCGAUUAAAAGCUGAUUUAGAUGAAUAUUUUCCAUUGAAACAAAAUAUUCUUGCAAAAUAUCCUCGUACAAUAAUUCGAACAGAUUUGGUUGAUGCUCAUUUAUAUUUAAUAAAAAAAUCCUGUUUGGACAUAGCUAUUUGUUCAAAGUAUUCUUCAUUUCGUAAAGAAUUUCUACCGAAAAUGAUUCGACAAAUGGCAACUGGUCAAUCACUUGAGGUUCUCAUUUCGACAACUGCUAAUAAAAAGAUGAUGAUUCGACAAACAACCACUGAUUUGGAUGAUCUUACGGAUUUAUCAAGACUUCUAGAACAAUAUGAUUGUGACAAUAAACAAAUAAGAGGUGGAUGUUAUUAUUCUAUUGAUGAAACACAAGUGUUUCGUGUUAAAAAUGUUCUUUCGUAUCUUGAAGCUAAUCGACAAGCUUCAUCACAAAUUUUAUCAUUCACAAAUGAAGAUAUUACAUUUAAAGAUAGAUUGGAACAGAUUCAAAUCAGUCCAGACUGUGUCGUUGGUGAUGGACAUGAGAUUGGAAAGAGAACAACAAUAAAAAGAACUAUUAUUGGAAAAAAUUGUCGAAUUGAAGACAAAUGUAAAAUUAUUAAUUGCGUUCUACUAGAUAAUGUUUAUGUUAAAGAAGGAGUAAUACUACAAAAUUCUAUUUUAUGUUCUCGUUCAACAAUUGGCUCGAAAUCUGAAAUUCUAAAUUCAAUUAUUUGUUCAAAUCAACAAGUUGAAGGAAAUAGAAAACUAAAUGGUGAAACAGUAUCACCUGCAAGUCACGAAUCUGUUGUUUACAUGGUAUAUGAUGAUGAGCAAUGA